Messenger RNA from Salmo salar (Atlantic salmon), 5166 nucleotides. Its product is annotated as E3 ubiquitin-protein ligase TRIM39. The record is from RefSeq and is a predicted model, not a curated record. Lineage: Eukaryota; Metazoa; Chordata; Actinopteri; Salmoniformes; Salmonidae. Gene Ontology annotation, molecular function: zinc ion binding; protein binding.
UGGUGUGUGUAUACAGUAUGUAUCUGUGUUGUUUGGUCAGUGACAGUGGAAACUUCCUGUGUUGUGCUGCUGCCAUAGACAUUGCUCCCUUUCAACAGAGCACCCUCUCCCUCUCCUCCCCUCUCCCUCUCUACUCUCACUCUCUUCUUCCCUCUCUCCAAUCACUCGCCUCUUUUCUUCCCACUCUCCCAUUUUUUUCUCUCUGCCCUCUCAUGGGAUUUCACUGAGCUGAAGCCUUGUUACACUGUUUCUCUGUAAGAGGGUUUCAGGCAGCUCUCUGUCUGGUCUUGCUCCUCAUAAAUGGCAUCAUGGAAAACUCAUACCGCCUGGUCUGCCCUCUGUGGAAAAUAUGGUUUUACCCCAUAAAACAGUAACCUUGUCAGGAUUUAUAGUGUGUGUGGCCACAGAGCAGUGUUCAUAUCAGGUGGUUCCUGGUUCUAUAAUACAGAGAGAGAGGGAAGAGAGGAGGGGGAGUUACAGGUGGUUCCUGGUUCUAUAAUACAGAGAGAAAGGGAAGAGAGGAGGGAGAGUUACAGGUGGUUCCUGGUUCUAUAAUACAGAGAGAGAGGGAAGAGAGGAGGGGGAGUUACAGGUGGUUCCUGGUUCUAUAAUACAGAGAGAGAGGGAAGAGAGGAGGGGGAGUUACAGGUGGUUCCUGGUUCUAUAAUACAGAGAGAGAGGGAAGAGAGGAGGGAGAGUUACAGGUGGUUCCUGGUUCUAUAAUACAGAGAGAGAGGGAAGAGAGGAGGGGGAGUUACAGGUGGUUCCUGGUUCUAUAAUACAGAGAGAAAGGGAAGAGAGGAGGGAGAGUUACAGGUGGUUCCUGGUUCUAUAAUACAGAGAGAGAGGGAAGAGAGGAGGGGGAAUUACAGGUGAGAUUAGUAUGAAAAUGAGAUUCUUCCUCCAUAAUGUAUUGUGUUUUCUCCUGGCUGUCUGAUGGGAGCUGGUGCUGUGGUGCAGGUGUGUAUGUGCAGGUGUGUAUGUGUGUGUGUUAGUGUGAUUGGUGCCUGCGUGGUCUGUGAAUGCUGGCUGUGGGAGUGGAGAGCAGCAGGGGUCAGAGACAGACUGCCCUCAGUCCUCUACACGGUUUGUGUGUGUGUUGACUGCAGUGAUUGAAACAUUGUGAUUCUAGGAAGAGUAAUGUGAAAGCUGUAUUGACUUUAGUCCUGGUUUAUUCAAUACUGUUUUAAUCAGUAUGACAAUUAAAAUGAUCAGUUAAAGUUGAGCCAUGUAAAGGGUUAACUGUUCCAGGAAGAGAAUCACACAGCAGUAUCUGGUGAGGAGGAGCAUAAUUAAUGUCACUUUGUUGAACUGAAUCUAAAGUAGAGAGACACAGUAUAUUGUGUACGGGACCAAACUAUCCAGCACAUCAGACGUCUAUUACAGCAAUACGUUCAGACUAUACUCUGACUCUCCUAGCCUUUGACACAACAAACAGGAAGGACAGAGAUAUCAUCCACGAAAACAUACAGAUAUGGCCUCCUCCAGCAGUCUCCUGUCUGAAGAGCAGUUCCUGUGCUCUAUCUGUCUGGAUGUGUUCACUGAGCCUGUCUCUAUUCCAUGUGGACACAACUUCUGUAAGGCCUGUAUCAGAGGAUACUGGGAUACCAGUGACCUGUGCCAGUGUCCAAUGUGUAAAAAAACAUUAGAUAAGAGACCAGAUCUGUUUGUCAAUACUUUCAUUUCUGAGAUGGCUGCUCAGUUCAGACAGACAGUUGAAGUUAAAACUACCAGCAGCCCACACCAAUGCCCUGACAUAAUUGUAGAAUUAUCCUGUGACAUCUGCACUGGGAUGAAGCUCAAGGCCCUGAAGUCCUGUCUGGUGUGUCUGACCUCUUACUGUGAGACUCACCUGGAGCCUCAUCAGAGAGUCCCAGCCUUAAAGAGACACAAGCUGAUCAACCCUGUGGAGAACCUGGAAGACAGGAUGUGUAAGAAGCACGAGAGACUCCUGGAGCUGUUCUGUAGGACUGACCAGAUGUGUGUGUGUCAAUUCUGUACUGAGACACACCACAAGACUCAUGACACUGUCCCUCUAGAGGAAGAGUAUGGAGAGAUGAAGGCUAAACUGGGGAAGACUGAGGCAGAAAUGCAGCAGAUGAUCCAGGAGAGACUGAAGAAGGUUCAGGAGAUCAAACAUUCAGUAGAUCUCAGCAAGAGAGAAGCAGAGAGAGAGAUAUCAGACAGUGUACAGGUCUUCACUGAUCUGGUUCGCUCCAUUGAGAGAAGCCAGGCUGAGCUCAUUGAGGUGAUUGAGGAGAAUCAGAAAGCAGCAGAGAGGCAGGCUGAAGGGAUCAUUAAAGAGCUGGAGCAGGAAAUCAUUGAGCUACAGAGGAGAAGCACUGAACUGGAGCAGCUCUCACACACUGAGGACCACCUCCACCUCCUACAGAGCUGUCCAUCCCUCUGCACCCCUCCACCCACCAAGGACUGGUCUGAGAUCAGUGUUCACAGUGAUCUGUGUGUGGGGACUGUUAGGAGAGCUGUAUCUCAGCUGGAGGAGACACUGAAUAAAGAGAUGGAGAAGCUGCCUGAAGUCAAACUGAAGAGGAUUCAGCAGUAUGCAGUGGAUGUGACUCUGGAUCCUGAUACAGCACAUCCCAAUGUCAUCCUUUCUGAAGAUGGGAAACAAGUGAGACAUGGAGGCACACGGACAAAUCGUCCUAAUACCACAAAGAGGUCUGAUAAAAGUGUAAAUGUCUUAGGAAAGGAGGGUUUCUCUUCAGGAAGAUUUUACUAUGAGGUGACAGUUAAGGGGAAGACUAAGUGGGAGUUAGGAGUGGCCAGAGAGUCCAUUAACAGGAAGGGGAAGAUCACACUGAGCCCUGAGGAUGGAUACUGGACUGUCUGGCUGAGGAAUGGAGAACAGUACAAGGCUCUUUCUAGCCCCAGUGUCCCACUCUCCCUGAGAGAGAAGCCCCAGAAGGUGGGGGUGUUUGUGGAUUAUGAGGAGGGGCAGGUCUCCUUUUAUGAUGUGGAGGCCAGGUCUCAUAUCUACUCUUUCACUGGCUGCACCUUCACUGAGAAACUAUAUCCAUACUUCAAUCCAUGUCUUAAUGAUGAUGGUAAAAACUCUGCCCCUCUGAUCAUCUCUCCUGUCAAUGACAGACUGAGUUUUAACCUGAAAAUCUAAAUGGCCAGUAAAAUAAAUACAUUUAAAAUAGUAAUAAUCUGUUGUCAUACAUCACAAUUAAUAUUUCAGACGCACAAAUAUCAUGCCUCCAAGACAUGCUAACCUCUCACUAUUACAAUAAUGGGAGGUUAGCAUUUUGUUUGCGGGGGGGGUUACGAUAUUUUGUGUGUCUAACUAUCUCACUCAUCCUUAUUCACGAUUCAUUCAGGAUUAUCUGUCAUAAUGGUAGGAUCAACAUUAAUCUAAAAGUUUUUAAAAACCUAUUCUAUUCUUUUAUAAGUGACUCCAAAAUGACACAAUACAUUAUUUACAAAUUAAUUUAUAUUUGGUACAAAAUAAUGUCAAAUGCAACCAAAACAAACAGCAAAUGGACCUAACAAAUGUGUAGAGUUACAAGUGUGAUGUAGUCAUUGUGUGCUUGGAAUAUGGGACCAAAUACUCAACUUUUUACUACUCUAAUACACAUAUAAGUGAAUAUGUCCCAAUACUUUUGGUCCCCUAAAAUGGGGGGACCAUGUAUAAAAAGUGUUGUCAUUUCUAAAUGGUGAAACCAGUAUGUACACAACUACCCUCAAAUAAAAGCAGAGAAUCUAUACUUUAACCGCAUAGUAAUAGUUUGAGUUCAAAUACAAACUUUUGUAGUAUAGAGACAAAAUAAGAAGAAAUGCUUCACUGUCCCAAUAAUUACAGAGGGCUCUGUAUAUAGUAUAUACAUUUUUUGUUCCGAAAAUUUGGGGGUGCAAAUAAAACCACCCGCGGGUCAAUUUCUGCCAGUUGGGGAAUCCUGAUGUAGCGGAUCUAUUUUCAGGUGUUUCUUUUACGUCCGUCCGUCCGUCCGUCCGUCCGUCUGUCUGUCUCACACUAUUGGCCCCGCUCUGAUUGUUCUUGGCCUCGUCUUGCAUGAGGCCCCACUGGAUUCCAUUUUCUCCCUAUGUUCCUGCCAGGAGCACCUCUGUGUUACACAGCGUGUGAGGGAUUAUUCCUUCCUGGGAAUCCUGCAAAUGAAUCUUAAUCACCGUGGAAACAGGCUAGUGGAACAGAUAGGGAGGGAGGGACAGAUCCGGAGAUGGGAAUUCAGGAAGUUGCUCUGAUUGGGUUGUGGUGGUGUCAUUCAGUGAAACAGAGGUUCUGUUCUCUUGCUAUUGUAUUUCAUCAUAACUGUGUGUUGUCGUGUGUGUCUGUAAGCCUGCAUAUUGACGGUAGCAGCAGCACUGGUCUGAGCACCCAGACCUCUACUAGCCUAUAUUUAGUCUGUGUGGUGGACAUUGUUUUGAGCCCAAAUGGACUACAGAGACGGAUAAUAAAUGCAGUGAGAGAGAGUGAGUGUAUCAGCCAGCAAAGCAGUUACCCUGCCAACUGCAGUGCUUCUAUUCUGGGGCACGGGCACAAAAUGGCUGCCGUUACUCACAGGAUGUAAAUUACAUCUGCCUUGAGACACUCUUGAGAUGCAGGUCUAUGGUUGAAGACAGUGGUACGGGAGCAGUGAUGCGGGAGCAGUUGUUUGUAAAUGACGUCAUCAUUUCCUCAAAGUUUGUACCGACAGAUGUAGACAAUUGAUUAGCUUGUCAGUAUAGAAGAUGGAUAAAAUGCAUCAUCCAAUUGCAAAAUAUGCCCACUCAUAUUUCCUCAAGAAAAUGUUCCAUUUUUAACACCCUCAAACAUAUAAUUAGGAAUAGGCUACCUAAAGUCAAAAUAAGCCACCAUCAUUGUCAGUCAUGAAUGAUAAUUCUUCACGUUUAACCGGUGAAACGUCCAAACUGCAUCUCCAAGUCAGCCAUUUGAUUGAUCUCAAUGAGUUUCAUGGGAAUAUGAAGUAGAUCUUCUUGAAUGACUGUUUUGUGAGUGAAUUAGAACAGAUGGUGUUAACACACUUAGCCUUUCUUGUUUCAAUUAAAGCAUAUAUCCUGCCUAGUGGUGCACUCUGAGUUUUGGCGCAUGACAUUUUCUUUUAUGACUUUUCAGCUUCAGCUAACCAUGAUAAUCAUCAAAAUCUCAAAGAGAAGACAUGAAAUAAAUCUUUAUUUGGUUUGUCA